AUGAAAUAUUCAUGUAGUCAAUUAAAUGAUUUACCUGAUGAGAUUAUUUUAAAAAAUUUAUUCAAUGUCGAAGUGCUCUACUCUCUAAUAGGUAUUAAUAAUCGAUUUAAUACAAUAGCACAUGAUUCAAUUUUUACAAGUCGUUUAACAUUAACGAGAGAUUUUUUGAAUGAUUCCACUUAUCCUUUAUCUGAUUCAAUGCUUGAUGAAUUUUGUUCACAAAUUUUACCUGAAAUUCAUCAUAAAAACAAAUGGCUUAAUCUUGAAUCAUCAUAUAUGAAAUGGAUUCUUCUUGCAACUAAUUAUCCAAAUAUAUCUGAACUUGGUUUUUACAAUAUUAACAUCGACAAAGUUUUAUCUCCAUUUACUGCUACUGAAGAUGAAAGAACUGAUUAA
Messenger RNA from Rotaria sp. Silwood1, 396 nucleotides. NCBI's taxonomy places the organism in Eukaryota, Metazoa, Rotifera, Eurotatoria, Philodinida, Philodinidae. The record is from the annotation of a GenBank genome assembly.